Molecule: messenger RNA, 4072 nt
Organism: Rhinichthys klamathensis goyatoka
Lineage: Eukaryota; Metazoa; Chordata; Actinopteri; Cypriniformes; Leuciscidae
Gene: hmgcra
Product: 3-hydroxy-3-methylglutaryl-CoA reductase a
Exons: 19
Coding region: 248-2992 (914 amino acids)
Biological process (GO): isoprenoid biosynthetic process; coenzyme A metabolic process; sterol biosynthetic process
Cellular component (GO): endoplasmic reticulum membrane; peroxisomal membrane
Molecular function (GO): protein binding; NADP binding; hydroxymethylglutaryl-CoA reductase (NADPH) activity
Source: RefSeq, a predicted model, not a curated record
UAGCGACUAGAGUGCUGUCUCAAACUACGGGAUAUGGAUUACUAUCGUCUGUAUUUAUUUAUCUCGGCCGCUCUGAUUAUGAAAACCACCGCUAAAUGUUAAUUUGUAACAGUGGAAAUAUCUAUAGUCUUUUAUUUAUUUAAUCGCAUAUGUGGAGGAUUUGACAGUGAUCUGCUCUUGGUGUAGGCUACUUAUUCUUUAACCCUCAUUGACCCUCACUGUAAGAGACUGCAACACACCAUUCAUCAUGCUGACGAGACUUUUCCGAAUCCACGGCCUCUUUGUGGCCUCCCAUCCUUGGGAAGUCAUUGUGGCCACUGUGACUCUCACCAUCUGCAUGAUGUCCAUGAACAUGUUCACUGGAAAUGACGAGAUUUGUGGGUGGAACUUUGAUUGCCCCAAAUUAGAGGAGCAAAUCCUAAGCAGCGAUAUCAUUAUCCUGACAAUCACAAGAUGUAUAGCAAUCGUCUAUAUUUAUUUUCAAUUCCAAAAUCUUCGACAGUUAGGAUCCAAAUACAUAUUGGGCAUUGCAGGACUUUUCACAAUAUUCUCCAGUUUUGUGUUCAGCACGGUUGUGAUUCACUUCCUGGACAAGGAGCUGACAGGUCUCAAUGAGGCCUUGCCAUUCUUUCUGCUGUUGAUUGACCUCUCAAAAGCAUGUGCUCUGGCCAAGUUUGCUUUGAGUUCCAACUCACAGGAUGAGGUGAGAGAGAAUAUUGCCAAAGGAAUGUCCGUUUUAGGACCCACUUUUACUCUUGAUGCCCUUGUGGAGUGCCUGGUGAUCGGUGUGGGAACAAUGUCAGGUGUGCGACAGCUUGAGAUCAUGUGCUGCUUUGGUUGUAUGUCUGUCCUGGCUAACUACUUUGUGUUCAUGACCUUCUUCCCGGCCUGUGUCUCACUUGUGUUGGAGUUGUCCAGAGAAAGCAGGGAGGGACGACCCAUCUGGCAGCUGAGCCACUUUUCUAGAGUUCUGGAAGAGGAAGAGGACAACAAGCCUAACCCUGUCACGCAAAGAGUCAAAAUGAUCAUGUCUCUUGGCCUGGUCAUGGUUCACGCUCAUAGCCGGUGGAUUGCCGAUCCCACGUCAAGUAACGGAACUCUUGAUCUUCCUCAAGUUGGAGUGAGCCUGAAUGACAAUAUGCCCAAGAGGAUUGAACCAGACAUGCCCCUGUGGCACUUUUACAUGUCCAGGAUGAUCAGCAUGGACAUUGAGCAGGUGAUCACAUUGGGUCUCGCCCUGUUCCUGGCUGUGAAGUACAUUUUCUUCGAGCAAGUCGAGAUGGAAUCUACCCUGUCCCUGAAAGUCCCCACUCCAGGCUCCAUGCUCUCGCAGAAAUGGUCUCCUGAUCAGUGCUGUAGGAAAGAGGUUUCCUGUUCUAGCAAGCCUGAGAAAACCCCAACUCCCCUUCCUGUUGUUACCAAAGAGGAAAGAGGUAUUACCCCCUUGUCUUUUCAUUUUUGUGUUCAUUCUAUACAAAACCAUCACUCUAUAAUGGAAUCUAACAGUAAUUUCUCUCUUUCAGAUUUAGUGAUUCGGCCCCUGCCUGUCCUGAAAGAGCCUGAGCAUAAAAGUAAUUUUGUUCUGGGAGAGGAUGAAACUCAAGAAAACGCUGAUGUUUCGGAGCCUGCUAUCAGUGUACCUGCCGAACCUAGACCUGUGGAAGAUUGUCUGUCCAUUCUGAAAAACCCAGAUAUGGGCGCUCGGUACCUCAGUGACGAGGAGGUGAUCGUUUUGGUGAACUCAAAGCACAUCCCAGCUUACAAACUGGAGGCCAUGAUGGAGACCCCUGAGAGAGGGGUGAUGAUCCGUAGAAAAAUGCUCUCCCCCAAAUUCCCAGAUCCCUCAGCUCUCUCCUGUCUGCCUUAUAAAGACUAUGACUACUCUAAGGUGAUGGGAACAUGUUGUGAGAACGUCAUUGGUUACAUGCCAGUCCCUGUGGGAGUUGCUGGUCCUCUGUUAUUGGAUGGAAAGCAGUUUCAGGUCCCCAUGGCAACAACUGAGGGCUGUCUAGUUGCCAGCACAAAUAGAGGCUGCAGAGCUAUAGCUUUGGGAGGUGGUGCCAGUAGCCGUGUUCUUGCUGAUGCAAUGACGAGAGGGCCGGUGGUGCGUCUGCCUUCUGCCUGUCAAGCGGCUGAAGUCAAGGCCUAUCUGGAGAGCGCUGAGGGCUUCAAGACCAUCAAGGAGGCCUUUGACCAGACCAGCAGGUUCGCACGAUUAGAGAAGCUUCUGAUUGGCCUGGCAAGUCGCAACCUGUACAUUCGAUUCCAGUCUAAAACUGGAGAUGCAAUGGGCAUGAACAUGAUCUCAAAAGGCACAGAACAGGCUCUCGCCAGACUGAAGGAGGAAUUUCCAGAGCUUCAAGUUUUGGCUGUUAGUGGAAACUACUGUACUGACAAAAAACCGGCUGCUAUCAACUGGAUUGAAGGCAGGGGCAAGUCAGUGGUGUGUGAGGCCACCAUUCCAGCUAAAGUUGUCAAAGAGAUUUUAAAGACGUCGACUGCGGCUCUGGUAGAUGUGAACAUAAACAAGAACCUGGUUGGAUCUGCUAUGGCUGGAAGCAUCGGAGGUUAUAACGCUCACGCCGCAAACAUUGUAGCUGCUAUCUAUAUUGCUUGUGGACAGGAUCCAGCGCAGACAGUGGGCAGCUCUAAUUGUAUCACUAUAAUGGAAGCCUCAGGCCACACCGGGGAGGAUCUUUAUAUCAGCUGUACUAUGCCCUCCAUUGAGCUGGGCACUGUGGGCGGAGGCACUAACCUUCCUCCACAGCAGGCCUGUUUACAGAUGUUAGGUGUUCUGGGUGCCUGUCAGGUGUGUCCGGGCGAAAAUGCCCGACAGCUUGCCAAGGUGGUGUGUGGGACCGUGCUUGCAGGAGAGCUGUCACUCAUGUCUGCACUUGCUGCCGGACACCUGGUGAAAAGUCACAUGACUCACAACAGAUCAAAAGUCAAUUUGCAAGAAGCUCCAGGAACAUGUACUAAGCAGGCAUCUUGAGACGUCGCCUGUUGAAGAGGCAAAGGGCCAUAAAGAAAGACGAUCUCAUCUUCAAGGCACAAAUGAUUAGUAAUUUAGAUUAUUUUCAAGGACAGCAAAAAGGAAUACAAACUAACGACUAUUCAUGGUUUCCUUGAUUUGUUAAAAGAGACUGGAUUAAUUAAAGACCUGAAUCAAGACCAGCUGUGUUCACAAGCUUAGAGUCGGUAUUUCUAAAUCAUAUCUGAGCAGGAUCGCAGCUUCCAGGCCUGCUUUGUCAAGCUUAACUCGCUAUGAACAGCAAAUCUGAUCUUAGAUCCACAGCAGCCAGAACAUACAGAUAAAGAAGGCCAUAUAACAUAAUUUGUUUUCUAAAAUCAAUAAAGUUCAGGUCACUUACAAGGCCACUGGAUGGGUUAAAGUAGAGAGAAUUUUGUACUUUAUUUUUAUUUGAUGUUGAUGGCAACUGGUAGCAUAUCUUUGUCAACUUGUUGCCAAACUGGACAGCAACAUUAGAAAGGGAGAGAUAAAGUUUACUUCUUUUCACUUAGAAAGGGAAAUGGCACAGGACAGUACUGACACAGAGAUGAGUUUAAAGUACUAUGAUUCACUAGUUGGUACACAUGUAGAAUAUUACAGAACGACUAUGGAAUUGCCAAACGCAGCCGUCAGCAGUGAUCGCAGUGUUUCUCGUGUCAGAAUGUACAUUCGUUUUUUUUCUAUGACACAGGAAUGUAUUGAAUGACUUGUGUAACUGAAAGGAGUAGUGCUACGACAUGAUGGGACAAAUAUUUCAAAAGGUGCUAUGAGCCACGUUUCAGUUCUUUGUUCAAUUACUGAUUUCUUUGUGUUUGAACACCUACUGCAUUGGGUUUAUGUAACAAUACACAACACAUUGCGUAUUUCUGAUGGCUUUUAUUAAGUUGGUUCUGGUUUUUAUGUCAUGGAAAAGAGUGGCUGAUGUUUAGAAAAGUACGUUUCAUGCACAAGACUGAAAGGAAGCGUGCUAUUUUUCCCCAAAGGCACAAUUCAAAUUAUUAAAUAAAUAAUAAACUGCAAAGUUUUGUAUAUUUUUUUAUAAUAAAAGAAAAAAUAUAUAUA